AUGCGGCCGCUACGGCUGCGGCGCGUUGUUGGCUUGGAGGGGCGCGUCAAUGACGUGGUGUUCUGCCCCGCGACGCGGCCCGCUCCGAAGCAGGGCGCACUUGUCUUCUUCGGCGGCGAUAUUCAGGACUAUCCUGAAGUAAUGCAGGCACACCGGGACUACCGAAACUACUUGAAAUAUAAUCUAGAGAACACGGCGCGGAUGCUCGGCCUUAAUUUCCCAACGAAACAUAUACUGGUUGUGAGACCGUCUAGGAUAGAAUACAAAAGCUUCAGCUGCUACGACAACUUCGUUCCUAGCAACAACGCUGGUGUACCGGAUCACACACCCACACACAGCGCACUCCUUCACUUCGAAAGGUUGCUUCAAAGUGUGAGCAGUAGACUCAAAUCCCUCCCCAUAUCGGAGUUGGUGGAAGCGGCCAAUGCCGCUUUAUUGCCCGAGGAGAUUGAUAUCGAAGACUUGCAUAACUCAACGCAGCGAGCUGACGGAGCCGACAGCUCAAACGGCACGAACUCGGCCGAACACAAGCCGGAACUAAUAUGGUGGCGCAAUGAGUUGUCACUGGACAAGUGCCGGUUGUCUCUGAUGGGUUUCAGCAAAGGCUGCGUGGUGCUUAACCAGCUCAUAUACGAGUUCCACUAUACCAAGACCCUCACGCCGGGAGAUGAGCACAUGGUCAGGUUCAUAGAGCGAAUAGAGGAUAUGUAUUGGUUGGAUGGCGGCCACGCGGGCGGGAAGAACACGUGGAUCACGUCCAGGAGUCUGCUGGAAACACUCACCAGGCUUGAUGUGAACAUCUACGUGCAUGUAAGCCCGUACCAAGUACAAGACGAAGGCCGGCCCUGGAUUGGCAGAGAAGAGAAGGCGUUCACUAGUCUAUUGAAGAAGCUCGGCGCCAAGGUGAAGCGCUAUCUACACGAUCAGCCCGACGCUCCGCAUUCUCUACACAUGCACUUCGAAGUGCUCACAGCCUUCGCGAACCCAAACUGCCCUCCGCUCACCAACACGGACUCUGACGAAGACGUCUAA
Molecule: messenger RNA, 1032 nt
Organism: Parnassius mnemosyne (clouded apollo)
Lineage: Eukaryota; Metazoa; Arthropoda; Insecta; Lepidoptera; Papilionidae
Source: the annotation of a GenBank genome assembly